Messenger RNA from Apodemus sylvaticus (European woodmouse), 942 nucleotides. RefSeq names its product olfactory receptor 4K3-like. The record is from RefSeq and is a predicted model, not a curated record. The transcript has a single exon. Gene Ontology annotation, molecular function: G protein-coupled receptor activity; olfactory receptor activity. Gene Ontology annotation, cellular component: membrane. NCBI's taxonomy places the organism in Eukaryota, Metazoa, Chordata, Mammalia, Rodentia, Muridae. Bases 4 to 942 code for a protein of 312 amino acids. Gene Ontology annotation, biological process: G protein-coupled receptor signaling pathway.
AAAAUGGAUGGAAGCAAUCAAACAGUUGUGUCUGAAUUUAUGCUCCAGGGACUUGCCAACUCAAAGAAUAUUCAGGUCUUACUCUUUGUGAUAUUGUUGAUGCUUUAUAUUCUCAUCAUGUGUGGAAAUAUUGUCAUCAUAAUCUUAAUAACUACUGACCCCCAUCUGCAUUCCCCCAUGUACUUCUUGUUGGCCAACCUGUCCUUUGUUGAUAUGUGGCUCUCCUCAAACACCACUCCUAAGAUGAUCAUAGAUUUUCUCAGGGAAAACAAGACUAUUUCCUUUGCAGGAUGCAUGUUUCAGGUCUUUUUUACCCAUUGCAUUCCAUCAGGAGAGAUGGUGCUGUUGGUGGUAAUGGCUUAUGAUCGCUAUGUGGCCAUCUGCAAACCUCUCCACUACUUCACCAUCAUGAACCUGAAGAGAUGCACUGGGUUGGUGUUGACUUGCUGGACAAUUGGUUUUACACAUGGUAUAAGUCACUUGGUAGUGAUUGUGCAGCUACCUUUUUGUGGUCCCAAGGAAAUAGACAGUUUCUUUUGUGACCCGCCACUCCUAAUCAAGCUAGCCUGCAUGGAUUCCCAUGCUCUAAAUACUUUAAUGAAUACUGAAUGUGGGAUUGUGGCUAUAACCUGCUUUAUACUGUUGCUGAUUUCCUACACAUAUAUCCUUAUCACUCUUCACCAGACCUCGAAAGCUGGAACUUCUAAGGCCCUGUCAACAUGCACUGCACACAUUACAGUAGUAAUGAUCUUCUUCUUGCCCUGCAUCUUCAUCUAUGUGUGGCCCCUCAAUAUCACCUGGUUGGACAAAUGUCUUGCUCUAUUUUAUUCUGUUUUUACACCUCUCCUAAACCCAGCUAUUUAUACACUGAGAAAUAAAGAGAUGAAAAAUGCUAUGGAAAGAUUCAUUAGCAAAUAUCUGUGUCGCAAAGAAAAAUCCUAA